Messenger RNA from Chanos chanos (milkfish), 597 nucleotides. RefSeq names its product putative defense protein 3. The transcript is spliced from 5 exons. The record is from RefSeq and is a predicted model, not a curated record. Gene Ontology annotation, cellular component: membrane. The coding region runs from base 1 to 597 and encodes 198 amino acids. Lineage: Eukaryota; Metazoa; Chordata; Actinopteri; Gonorynchiformes; Chanidae.
AUGUGGUCAGACGUGCUUUUGUUUGGAGCGGUUCUGCUCCAGGUUCUGUGCUUGGGGUCUGGUUAUCCGAAUGGGGCUCCAGCGUCAGCGUGUGGAGAUAUGAUGCCCCGGCACAGCGGAGUUGUACCCCAGCCAAACCCAGCUCCUUACACCAUCCAAACCAGCAGCAACACUUUUCAGGCCGGAGUCCCCAUCACAGUGGUGAUUAAAGGUCCAGUGUACCAAGGUGUGUUAUUGGAGGCUCGAUCGGGAUCUGACACUAAAGCUUUAGGGGUGUGGAAGAGUCCUCCCGCAAACACCAAACUCUUACAGUGCUCAGGGAACUCCAAUGGAGCCAUUACCCAUGCUAACACCAACGCAAAGGACAACUCCACAGAGUACAGCUGGACCCCCACUGACGGAACACCCAGCCAAAUUUACUUCAUGGCAACCGUAGCCCAGCAGCGCACGGUCUACUGGUUAAACGUCAGGUCCCAGACUUUGAGUGGAGGUGGAAGCACAAACCUGGCCACAGACACCAACUCUGGGUCAGCCCGUCAGUCCCUGUACCUGCUCCUUCUGCUCGGUCCUCUCUCAACACAGAUACUUCACAACUAA